AUAAGGUACUGAAACCGAAACCAGAGAGCCGCUGGGAGUCGAAUUGAAAUCCCGUUGGUAUUCCUAAUGUGCUGAACUUUACUGAUUGGUGUUUGUUGAUUGAGGAGUUGGAAGAUAAUGGCGCAGAGUUUAGCAAUGCCCCUCGCUCCUUCGCUUUCCGUUAUCUGCAAUGCUCGGAACUCCAAUCCUCUCUCUAACACCCUCUCCUUCCCCAUUUCAAACCCUCAGGUUCGUGGUCUUCAAAUCAAGUGUGUACGUGUUGGAGGAGUUGAGAUACCAAACAACAAGCGAGUUCAAUACUCCCUUCAAUAUAUACAUGGUAUUGGUCGCAACAAUGCUAAGAAAAUACUGUUUGAUCUAAACGUGGAGAAUAAGAUAACCAAGGACUUAUCUGAGGAGGAACUAAUAUCUAUCCGAGAUGAAGUUUCCAAGUACAUGAUUGAAGGAGAUCUGAGGCGUUUCAAUGCACUUGCCAUAAGGAGAUUGAAAGAGAUUCAGUGUUAUAGAGGGAUUCGACACAUUCAGGGGUUGCCUUGCAGAGGACAGCGAACGAAAAACAACUGCAGAACCUUGAAGGGUAAGAAGGUUGCUAUUGCAGGGAAGAAGAAGGCUCCUCGUUGAGGUCUUUGCGAUCGAACCGAGUAAAUCUCUUCUAAAACCUUUGAGAUGUAUUGUUUUAACUCUGGAAUUGCAUCUAUUUUCCUCAUGGAAAUAUAGUUUCUUGCAAAUACUCUGUUUUAUUGCUGUGCCAUAUUCUACUUUACAUAUGUGCUCACCCUCUUUGAUAAAUGCCGAAUCAUCUGUA
Messenger RNA from Benincasa hispida (wax gourd), 805 nucleotides. RefSeq names its product small ribosomal subunit protein uS13c-like. Gene Ontology annotation, biological process: translation. Gene Ontology annotation, cellular component: ribosome; small ribosomal subunit; mitochondrion. The record is from RefSeq and is a predicted model, not a curated record. NCBI's taxonomy places the organism in Eukaryota, Viridiplantae, Streptophyta, Magnoliopsida, Cucurbitales, Cucurbitaceae. Gene Ontology annotation, molecular function: structural constituent of ribosome; RNA binding.